This is a messenger RNA of Carassius auratus (goldfish), 2095 nucleotides long. RefSeq lists its product as uncharacterized. The transcript is spliced from 3 exons. NCBI's taxonomy places the organism in Eukaryota, Metazoa, Chordata, Actinopteri, Cypriniformes, Cyprinidae. The record is from RefSeq and is a predicted model, not a curated record. Bases 1393 to 2022 code for a protein of 209 amino acids.
GCUAAAGUUACAACUUCUCAUCCCAGAACAUUGCAAGGACUGAUUAAAACUGUAAUUUACUGGAAAUAUUCCAGAAAUGCCCUAUAUGACACAGACAGACUUAACACCCACACAUUGAGUCUGGGAAUCAGAGCCAAUGCUGAAGUUUCAAUAAAUGAUGAUGAACUGUGCCCCUUUCAGUUUCAUAUUUUAUAUGCACACUUCUGCAAACAUACAUGCUUACAGGGGCAUAGUCAUAAUUUCAAAGUGAGGGGGAUAGAAAUUGUCUAAGAAGUCAGACUGAUAGACAAUUACCAAUAAUUUGUAUUCUGUAAAAAAAUUUCUUAAUGUCAAUUUUAAGAUUUGUCUAUACCACUUUUUAUGGCAGAAUAGGGCAGAAAAUAUAUUUUAUUGAUUCUAUAGACCACUGUAAUAAAUGCUGUGUCAGUUAGCAAUGCAUUAUUCAGAUCCUUAUUUAUUACCUGGAGAUGACUUGAAAAAGACACAUAAACUGUAUAUUGUCGCAAAUAUGCAUGUAUUGCCUUCACAUUUUUUAUUCAGCUUAGCUACAGCGCUGGCUGGAUGCUUUUGUCCAUAUAAGGGAAAAAGUUAAAUAUUUAAAGAACCUGGACAUGGACAUUUUCGAUUCCACAAAAGGGUCAUGUGGAAAAAGUGUCUUUUUAAAAGCAUUUUUAAAAGUUCUUUAAAAGUCAUCAGCGAGUUCUUAACAACAAAAACGUAGCAUCAGAAUUUUUAUUUACUGGUAAUUUUACAACUUCUCAUCCCAGAAAAUUGCAAGCUUUUUAAAACUGUAAUUUACUGGUAAUAUUCCAGAAAUCCCCUAAUGAGACUAAACACUCACACCUUGAGUCUGGGAAUCAGAGCAAACGCUGAAGUUUCAAGAUGAACUGGCCUUUUCAAGAUUUUGCACAAAAUCCUCUUUCAACUAAAGAAGAGCAUGUGACUUCUGCAAACACUUUUUAAGAUGGCAUGGAAAGGCUUUAUGGAUGUUGGAAUAAAGUUUUCUUCAUGGAACCACUGAUGCAAAUAAAGAAUUGUAAUUUUUAAGAGUGUUUUUUUGUUGGAUCUAUUGUCAGGGUCUUAUGGGAUGAUCAAAUUAGAUUAUAUUUUUUCAGACAAGAUAUGAUGUGAUUCCUCUAAGGCUUCAGCUGUAAUAAAUAACAGGAAAAAAAUAAUAAAAGUCAUAGUUUAUGUGUUCAUCAUACACCACUUCUGUUUGGAUAUUUCUUUUAAGUGACAAUGGGCUCCAUAUGGGAUGGAAAGUGAUCAAGGACUUGCACCUACAGCAGGACUUCUUGUUUUUGGCUUUUACUUUCAGUUGCAGCUCUAUACAGUAUAUAUAUGGAGCAGAAUCACUGACCGAGACACGACGACACAAAAACUUGAUUCAAGAUGUCUAAAGAACUACAGAUGAGCCAUCAUGGACAUGGUGGAAAUGAUGAAGACUAUGCUAUCCCCUCUACCAAACAUUUCCACCAUGGAGAUGACGAAACUGAUGAAGAGAACGCUGACAUAAAGGAAAUCGACGAGGCUCCCAUAAAAAUUUCAAAAGCACAAGAUACGUCAGCUAGUGCUUCAAGCGAAAUCUUAAGCCUGAUUGACACAAUUGACCGGAAAGCAAGAACCAAUGCAGACGGCGGUUAUGCUAAACAAGGCUUUUAUGCAUCAGGUUUUGAAAACGAACCAGGAAAGAGGAUUCCCAAGGCUGGAUACCAUGCAGAAGCAGGGGUUGGACGAGCUCGUGCUGAAUACAGUGUAUUCGAGGCAGAAGCCAAAGGCCCAAACGCCUCAGCUGGUGCAGAAGCCAGUUUGGGUGGAGUCGGAGCAAUGGCUCGAGCUGAAAUCGCCAGUGCAUCAGCUAAAGCCGGUCCAGUUGGUGUGAAAGUGGGACUAGGCUUUGACACGGGUGCAUCUAUUGGUGUGGAUGGGGUAGAGGCCAAAUUCCUAGGAACUGGAAUCACAAUUGGUCCAAAAACCAGUAUAUCUGUUCUGGGCUCAGAAGCAUCAUGUUCAGUCAUGUAAUCACAGAGACCUAUUAUUAUUAGGGCCGGGACUCGAUUAAAAAAAUUAAUCUAAUUAAUUAGAGGCUUUGUAA